Oppia nitens is the source of this 7453-nucleotide messenger RNA. RefSeq names its product pre-mRNA-processing-splicing factor 8 (gene Prp8). Gene Ontology annotation, molecular function: protein binding; U2 snRNA binding; U5 snRNA binding. Lineage: Eukaryota; Metazoa; Arthropoda; Arachnida; Sarcoptiformes; Oppiidae. The coding region runs from base 180 to 7334 and encodes 2384 amino acids. Gene Ontology annotation, biological process: spliceosomal tri-snRNP complex assembly; mRNA splicing, via spliceosome. The record is from RefSeq and is a predicted model, not a curated record. Gene Ontology annotation, cellular component: U5 snRNP; catalytic step 2 spliceosome. The transcript is spliced from 5 exons.
CAGUCAAUAGUAAGCCAUUGAUAAAUGUGUGAAACGAUUGUUUGUCGAUAACAUUGAAAAGCAUUGCAAACAUAAAGUAAAAGACAAUUAAAAUUAAUUUUGUUUUUAUAUUUGAAUUGUCUGUUUGUCAUCAAAUGUAAUCAAUUUGUUUACCCGAAGCCGCAAAACGAGUGGAAACAAUGGCAGUUCCGCCAUAUAUUCUUCAGCAACAAUAUAUGAUGGGUUUGAUGGGCCAACAAAUGCAACCACCUGUUGGCCAACCAAUCGGCGGUGGCCUACCGCUAAUGGGUCAGCCGAUGGGUCAUCCGAUGGCCGGACCUGCGCCCGUCAUCGGCAAUCAAAUGCCAUCGACAUCACAAAUAUCUUCUUCAGUGUCCGGCAGUACUUUUUUAACUGAUGAGGAUUUGAAGGAAAAGUCAAAGAAAUGGCAACAAUUGCAAAGCAAACGAUACUCUGAAAAGAAAAAGUUUGGUUUUGUUGAAACACAAAAGGAAGAGAUGCCACCGGAACACCUGAGGAAAAUUAUCAGAGAUCACGGAGACAUGUCAUCAAAGAAGUACCGCCACGACAAGCGGGUCUAUUUGGGUGCACUUAAAUAUAUGCCACACGCCGUACUCAAACUGAUGGAAAACAUGCCGAUGCCUUGGGAACAGAUACGUGACGUUUCCGUACUCUAUCACAUCACUGGUGCCAUUACUUUUGUUAAUGAGAUCCCAUGGGUUAUUGAACCGGUAUAUAUAGCACAAUGGGGUUCAAUGUGGAUAAUGAUGAGACGGGAAAAGCGGGAUCGAAGACAUUUCAAACGUAUGAGAUUUCCGCCCUUUGAUGACGAAGAACCACCACUAGAUUACGCCGACAAUGUUCUCGAUGUUGAACCUCUUGAAGCCAUUCAAAUGGAAUUGGACAACGAAGAGGACAGUCAUGUGGCCAAAUGGUUUUACGAUCACAAACCGUUGAUCGACACCAAGUUUGUAAACGGAUCGUCAUAUCGACGAUGGUAUUUGGCACUUCCGCAAUUGGCCACACUAUACCGAUUGGCUAAUCAAUUGUUGACUGAUUUGGUGGACACCAAUUACUUCUAUCUAUUCGAUCUCAAGUCAUUUUUUACGGCUAAAGCGCUGAAUAUGGCGAUUCCCGGCGGACCUAAGUUUGAACCAUUGAUUAAAGAUAUAAAUCCUGGAGAUGAAGAUUGGAAUGAGUUUAACGAUAUCAACAAAAUAAUUAUUAGACAACCGAUUCGGACUGAAUAUCGAAUUGCUUUUCCUUAUUUGUACAACAAUUUACCACAUUAUGUACACCUAUCGUGGUAUCACACACCAAAUGUUGUCUUCAUAAAAACUGAAGACCCGGAUCUGCCGGCAUUUUAUUUCGAUCCACUCAUUAACCCUAUAGCUCACAGCCGGACCGCUACUAAAACGGUCGAACCUUUGCCUAAUGAUGAUGAAGACGACGAUCCGUUUAUUUUGCCAGAAUAUGUCGAGCCAUUCAUGAGUGACUGUCCUUUAUAUACAGAUAACACAGCCAAUGGAAUAGCUUUAUUAUGGGCGCCCCGUCCUUACAAUUUGAGAUCAGACCGAACUCGACGAGCUAUUGAUGUACCGUUAGUUAAGAGUUGGUAUAACGAGCACUGUCCGCCAGGAAUGCCGGUCAAGGUUCGGGUUUCUUAUCAGAAACUUUUGAAAUAUUUUGUGUUAAACGCAUUAAAACACAAACAUCCAAAACCACAGAAGAAGCGAUACUUAUUUCGUUCUUUUAAAGCGACAAAAUUCUUUCAGUCAACAACUCUUGAUUGGGUUGAAGCUGGUCUUCAAGUGUGUCGUCAGGGAUACAAUAUGUUAAACUUAUUGAUACACCGAAAGAAUUUAAAUUAUCUUCACUUGGAUUACAACUUUAAUUUAAAACCUGUAAAGACUUUAACAACUAAAGAGCGAAAGAAGUCGAGAUUCGGAAAUGCAUUUCAUUUGUGUCGCGAAAUACUUCGUCUGACAAAACUAGUUGUUGACUCACAUGUUCAGUAUCGGCUCAACAAUGUCGACGCAUUUCAAUUAGCUGACGGUCUUCAGUAUAUCUUUGCACACGUGGGACAGUUGACCGGAAUGUAUCGAUACAAGUAUAAGCUUAUGCGUCAAAUUCGUAUGUGUAAAGAUCUAAAACAUCUUAUCUAUUAUCGCUUCAACACCGGUCCGGUUGGUAAAGGACCCGGUUGUGGAUUUUGGGCUCCGGGAUGGCGAGUAUGGCUAUUCUUUAUGCGCGGAAUCACUCCAUUGUUAGAGCGAUGGUUAGGAAAUCUACUGUCUCGACAAUUUGAAGGUCGUCAUUCUAAAGGUGUGGCCAAAACUGUGACCAAACAACGAGUCGAAAGUCAUUUUGAUUUGGAAUUAAGAGCAUCGGUAAUGCAUGACAUCAUCGAUAUGAUGCCCGAAGGUAUUAAACAAAAUAAAGCGCGAACUAUAUUACAACACUUGAGUGAGGCGUGGAGGUGCUGGAAGGCUAACAUACCGUGGAAAGUGCCCGGCCUUCCCAUUCCCAUUGAAAAUAUGAUAUUGCGUUUUGUUAAGAUGAAAGCCGACUGGUGGACAAACACGGCUCACUAUAAUCGGGAACGUAUUAGACGAGGCGCUACUGUAGACAAAACGGUAUGCAAGAAGAACUUGGGGCGAUUGACUCGUUUGUAUUUAAAAGCUGAACAGGAAAGACAACAUAAUUAUCUUAAAGAUGGGCCUUAUAUUAGUGCUGAAGAAGCCGUUGCCAUAUAUACUACAACUGUUCAUUGGCUCGAAAGUCGACGCUUUUCUCCGAUACCUUUUCCACCGCUUUCUUAUAAACACGACACCAAACUAUUGAUACUGGCAUUAGAAAGACUUAAAGAGGCCUAUAGUGUCAAAAGUCGUCUGAAUCAAUCUCAACGCGAAGAACUGGGUCUCAUAGAGCAGGCCUAUGACAACCCACACGAGGCUUUGUCUCGUAUUAAACGACAUUUACUAACUCAACGAGCGUUUCGCGAAGUGAGCAUUGAGUUUAUGGAUUUAUAUUCACAUUUGAUACCAGUUUACGAUGUGGAACCACUUGAGAAGAUAACUGACGCUUAUUUGGAUCAGUAUUUAUGGUAUGAAGCAGACAAACGCCACCUCUUUCCUCCGUGGAGUAAACCGGCCGAUUCGGAACCACCGCCACUAUUAGUCUAUAAAUGGUGUCAAGGAAUUAAUAAUCUUCAAGAUGUUUGGGACACUAAUGAAAGAGAAUGUAAUGUAAUGCUUGAAUCGAGAUAUGAAAAACUUUACGAAAAGAUUGAUUUAACACUUCUUAAUCGUUUACUUCGACUUAUUGUUGAUCAUAAUAUCGCUGAUUAUAUGACAGCUAAAAACAAUAUUGUCAUUAAUUAUAAAGACAUGAAUCACACCAAUUCUUACGGUAUUAUCAGAGGUCUUCAAUUUUCAUCAUUUAUUGUACAAUACUAUGGAUUAGUAUUGGAUCUAUUGGUUUUGGGUCUUCAACGAGCCAGUGAAAUGGUUGGACCGCCACAAAUGCCCAAUGAUUUUCUUACCUAUCAGGACGUGGCAACAGAAAGUUGUCAUCCAAUUCGUCUCUAUUCCCGAUAUAUCGAUAGAUUUCAUAUUUUCUUCAGAUUUACAGCUGAAGAGGCGCGUGAUUUAAUCCAAAGAUAUUUGACAGAACAUCCCGAUCCUAAUAACGAAAAUAUUGUCGGCUAUAACAACAAGAAGUGUUGGCCACGGGAUGCAAGAAUGCGUCUAAUGAAACACGACGUCAACUUAGGUCGAGCCGUAUUUUGGGAUAUUAAGAACCGAUUGCCGCGUUCGGUGACAACUAUUCAAUGGGAAAAUAGUUUUGUUUGUGUUUACAGUAAAGAUAAUCCGAAUUUAUUAUUCAAUAUGUGUGGCUUCGAGUGUCGAAUUUUACCGAAGUGUCGAAUGACUCAGGAAGAAUUUACACACAAAGAUGGCGUUUGGAAUCUUCAAAAUGAAGUAACUAAAGAAAGAACUGCUCAAUGCUUUCUUAGAGUUGACGACGAAUCGAUGCAACGCUUUCACAAUAGAGUCCGACAAAUACUGAUGGCUUCGGGUUCGACCACAUUCACGAAGAUUGUCAACAAAUGGAACACUGCUUUAAUUGGUUUAAUGACUUAUUAUCGCGAAUCUGUUGUCAACACACAAGAACUUUUGGAUCUUUUAGUGAAAUGCGAAAACAAAAUUCAGACGCGUAUUAAAAUUGGUCUCAACUCAAAAAUGCCGUCACGUUUUCCACCCGUUGUCUUCUAUACACCGAAAGAGUUGGGAGGACUCGGAAUGUUAUCUAUGGGUCACGUUUUGAUACCUCAGUCAGAUCUACGGUGGUCUAAACAGACUGAUGUCGGUAUAACCCAUUUCCGAUCGGGUAUGUCUCAUGAUGAGGAUCAAGUGAUUCCCAAUCUAUAUCGAUAUAUCCAGCCGUGGGAAACGGAGUUUAUUGAUUCACAACGAGUGUGGGCCGAGUAUGCACUCAAACGACAAGAAGCAUUGGCCCAAAACAGAAGACUAACUCUUGAAGAUCUGGAAGACAGUUGGGAUCGAGGAAUACCGCGAAUCAAUACACUUUUCCAGAAAGAUCGACACACACUGGCGUACGAUAAAGGAUGGCGAGUUCGCACAGAUUUCAAACAAUACCAAGUGUUGAAACAAAACCCAUUUUGGUGGACACAUCAACGACACGACGGAAAGUUGUGGAAUCUUAACAAUUAUAGGACUGAUAUGAUUCAAGCACUGGGAGGUGUUGAAGGUAUUUUGGAGCACACAUUGUUCAAAGGCACAUACUUUCCUACUUGGGAAGGAUUGUUUUGGGAAAAAGCCAGUGGUUUUGAAGAGUCCAUGAAAUAUAAAAAGUUAACAAACGCUCAGAGAUCGGGUCUAAAUCAGAUACCGAAUCGUCGGUUUACGUUAUGGUGGUCACCAACAAUAAAUAGGGCCAACGUUUACGUAGGAUUUCAAGUGCAGUUAGAUUUGACCGGUAUUUUCAUGCACGGAAAGAUCCCGACAUUAAAGAUAUCGUUGAUCCAAAUAUUUAGAGCUCAUUUGUGGCAAAAGAUUCACGAAAGUGUUGUCAUGGAUUUGUGUCAAGUAUUUGAUCAAGAAUUGGAUGCUCUGGAAAUAGAAACGGUUCAGAAAGAGACAAUACAUCCCCGAAAGUCAUACAAAAUGAACAGUUCUUGUGCUGAUAUUUUGCUGUUCGCUGCCUAUAAAUGGAAUGUUUCGCGACCUUCUUUGUUGGCCGAUUCUAAAGAUGUUAUGGACGGAACAAAUACUCAAAAAUAUUGGAUUGAUGUCCAGUUGCGUUGGGGUGACUAUGACUCACAUGAUAUUGAACGAUACGCCAGAGCAAAGUUUCUAGACUAUACCACCGAUAAUAUGAGUAUUUAUCCGUCACCAACUGGUAUCUUAAUAGCUCUCGAUUUGGCCUACAAUUUGCACGCGGCGUACGGCAAUUGGUUUCCCGGCGCUAAACCAUUAAUACAACAGGCGAUGGCAAAGAUAAUGAAAGCAAAUCCAGCUCUUUAUGUGCUAAGAGAACGUAUUCGAAAGGGUCUUCAGUUGUAUUCAUCAGAACCAACCGAACCAUAUCUGUCGUCUCAAAAUUAUGGCGAACUGUUCUCUAAUCAAAUUAUUUGGUUUGUCGACGACACUAAUGUAUAUCGUGUGACCAUUCAUAAGACAUUUGAAGGAAAUCUGACGACAAAACCGAUAAACGGAGCUAUAUUUAUAUUCAAUCCAAGAACCGGACAAUUGUUUUUAAAGAUUAUCCACACGAGUGUAUGGGCCGGUCAAAAACGUUUGGGACAAUUAGCUAAAUGGAAAACCGCCGAAGAGGUGGCCGCUUUGAUUAGAUCAUUGCCUGUUGAGGAACAGCCGAAACAAAUUAUUGUAACUCGAAAAGGAAUGUUGGAUCCAUUAGAGGUCCAUUUACUUGACUUUCCCAAUAUUGUCAUCAAAGGCAGUGAAUUGCAACUACCAUUCCAGGCUUGUCUUAAAGUUGAGAAAUUUGGUGAUCUUAUCUUAAAGGCUACGGAACCGCAAAUGGUUUUAUUCAAUCUGUACGACGAUUGGCUCAAAACUAUUUCUUCAUACACAGCGUUUUCGCGACUGAUUCUCAUAUUAAGAGCUCUUCACGUGAAUAACGAACGAACCAAAGUAGUACUCAAACCGGACAAAACUACAAUUACUGAACCACACCAUAUAUGGCCUACUCUUACUGAUGAGGAAUGGAUUAAAUGUGAAGUUCAACUUAAGGAUUUGAUUCUUGCUGAUUACGGCAAAAAGAAUAACGUAAACGUGGCCUCAUUGACACAAUCGGAGAUUCGUGAUAUCAUAUUGGGAAUGGAGAUAUCUGCGCCAUCAGCUCAAAGACAACAGAUCGCCGAAAUCGAAAAACAAACUAAAGAACAGUCACAACUUACAGCAACGACAACCCGUACUGUUAACAAACACGGCGAUGAAAUUGUGACAACAACUACAAGUAACUACGAGGCGCAGACAUUUGCAUCGAAAACCGAAUGGCGAAUUCGGGCCAUUUCGGCCACUAAUUUGCAUCUCCGCACAAACCAUAUAUAUGUUUCAUCAGAUGAUAUCAAAGAAACUGGUUUUACAUAUAUUUUGCCUAAGAAUGUUCUCAAAAAGUUUAUUAUUAUAUCGGAUCUGAGAACACAAAUUUCCGGAUAUUUAUUUGGCGUCAGUCCUCCAGACAAUCCACAAGUCAAAGAAAUAAGAUGUAUAGUAAUGCCUCCUCAGUGGGGUACUCACCAAACCGUUCAUUUACCUAAUUUGUUGCCACAACACGAAUACCUUAACGAUUUGGAACCGUUAGGUUGGAUUCAUACGCAACCAAAUGAAUUGCCACAACUUUCACCGCAAGACAUCACAACACACGCAAAGAUGAUGUCUGAUAAUUCUUCGUGGGAUUCGGAUAAGACUAUUGUUAUUACAUGUAGUUUCACUCCCGGCUCGUGUUCACUGACCGCUUAUAAACUGACUCCUGGAGGUUAUGAGUGGGGCCGACAAAACACCGAUCGGGGAAACAAUCCAAAAGGAUAUUUGCCGUCACAUUAUGAAAGAGUACAGAUGUUAUUGUCCGACCGUUUUCUCGGCUUCUAUAUGGUACCGGCACAGGGAUCCUGGAAUUAUAACUUUAUGGGUGUCCGACACGACUCAUCCAUGAAAUAUGAGCUCCAAUUGGCAAAUCCUAAAGAGUUUUAUCAUGAGUGCCACCGAAUCGCCCAUUUCUCCAAUUUUAGUCAUUUAGAGGACUCUGAAAAUGUUGGCGCCGAUAGAGAGGACCACUAUUCGUAGGCAAACAAAAUUGGACAUAAAAUUAUACUUUAAUUAUACACCACUUAUGUGUUGUCAAAAUUAUUUUAUCAUUUUUGUAUUUUGUUUUUAUUAUACGCUAAACUACUACAUGUAAUCAU